Molecule: messenger RNA, 528 nt
Organism: Andrographis paniculata
Lineage: Eukaryota; Viridiplantae; Streptophyta; Magnoliopsida; Lamiales; Acanthaceae
Product: heavy metal-associated isoprenylated plant protein 45-like
Exons: 2
Coding region: 97-528 (143 amino acids)
Molecular function (GO): metal ion binding
Source: RefSeq, a predicted model, not a curated record
CAUAAUAUUGUCUUCUUCCAAAAUGUGGCUCAAAGAGACGAUUUUUAUUUCUAAUUUUUGACAAAUUCGAUUUGAUCCAAAUUGUUGAUUUUUCAGAUGGAGUUGAGAGUUCACAUGGACUGCCAUGGAUGCCAAAGAAGAAUUAGAAAAGCUCUCUCCAAACUAGAUGGUGUCGACAGCGUCGAAAUAGACAUGGCGACGCAGAAAGUGACGGUGAUGGGGUGGGCAAAUCCUGACGAUGUUCUGAAAACGGUGAAGAAGACUGGCCGGAGCGUCGAGCUCUGGCCAUUCCCGUACAACGCAGAUUUUAACGACUAUUACGGGAGCUCGGGGCAUAAUUUGUAUUCGAACGACGGCUCUAGGUACUACGGGCGCGAUAGUUAUGUACCCGUCGACACACAAUCGAAUUACGUCGAUUGCGACAACGACGGGUACUACCAACAGCCUAGCUAUUAUCCGGUUACUCUCGAAGAAAAAGCUACGACUAUGUUCAGCGACGAUAACGCUACUGGUUGCUCUAUAAUGUGA